This is a messenger RNA of Pelagomonas calceolata, 1465 nucleotides long. Lineage: Eukaryota; Pelagophyceae; Pelagomonadales; Pelagomonadaceae. The record is from the annotation of a GenBank genome assembly.
AUGCGCAUCGCUCCCCUCGUCGCACUCCUUCUUCCCGGCUGCCGCGGCGGUGGCAAGGCCUCCAAGGCGCUGCUGCGGCAGUUCUGCGCGCGCGGCCUGCUCGCGGUGGACGAUAGGCGUGGCGACGCGUGCGUCGAUGCAGCGGGCACAUUCGCGGGCUGCCCGCCGGGCUGCGCGGCGACGACGCGAGGCGGCGGCGGCGCGCGCUGUGUUCACAAGAAACGUCCCUGCGUGGCGCCGGCGCGGACGGCGUGCGCGCGCGACGGCUGGUGGCUCGAGCAAAGCGACGAGGCGGCGCGCGGCGACGUGUGCCGCAAGCCCGGCGGCGGCUUCGAGUGCCCCGCCGACUGCGAAAAGCGGAACGCGACGUGCGUCGGCGGCGACAGACGGCCCUGCCGGUCGGCGGCGCGGCCGCCCCGGCGCGCGUGCGCCGAUUGCGCCGAGGCGUGGGACGCGCCGCUCACGGCGGGACCGGCGCUCGCGCGGCGCGUCGACGCGGAGUUCGUCGUGAGCCACUGCGGCUACGACCUGAGGUGGCUCGCCGACGCGAUGGCGGAGCUGCGCGCCUGCGGCGUCGACGUCCGGCGCACGACCGUCUACUCCAAGUGCGGCCGGCCGCCGCGCAACGCGCCGAACGGGUCGAUCCUCGAGACGCUGCCGAACGUCGGGCGCUGCGACCACGCCUACGCGAUGCACGCGGCGCGGCGGUACGACCGCCUCGAGCCGCUGGUCUUCUUCCUCAAGGACUCGUCGCGCUACGGGUCGCGCGCGGACUACCGCCGGCUCAACGUUGGCCUCUGCGGCGUCGCGCGCGCCGCGGCGGGGCCCGUCGGCUUUGGCUGCGGCCGCCGGCCCUACGUCGACGGCUCCGCGUACCACUGGGCGCCCGCGCUGCUCGCCUACAGCCUCAUCGAGGUCCACGCGCACGCGUGGGACCAGGCGGCGCGGCCCGCGGCGGCGUUGGACUUCUUUGGGCCGUUCCCGACGCUGGGCGCGCUCCUCGCGGCGACACCUGGCGUCCUGCGCGCUGACGAGCUCCAGCGACGCGCCGUCGUGCCCGUCUGCUACGGCGGCACGUUCGCCGCAGUGUGGAUAUCAUUGAGCGCGUAGUGACCCUUUCGCCACGACGCCAUCGACGAAGGCACCGUAAUUUUAAGUUCCGCACAGGUUUGCCGCGCGCCGGGCCUCCGUCCGCCGCCGCGCCCGCGCCGCCUACGCGGCGCUCGCGGCGCGCCUUACGCGUGGCGACAAUAUCAUGGAGGGUUCCAUGGUCGAGAGGCUCUGGGCAGCGCUCCUCGCGCCGCGGCACCCCGACCCGCACGCGCGGGCCCGGCACCUCUGCGCUGCCACGCGCCACUUCGCCCGGCCCCACGGGUAUGCCGGCAUGCUCGUCGGCUGCAGCUGCUCGGCGCCCCGGGGGGACUUGCGGACCUGCGCCGCGAGGCAUUCGCGCGUGGCGACGUAG